This is a messenger RNA of Chiroxiphia lanceolata (lance-tailed manakin), 959 nucleotides long. It is a transcript of the gene CD63, whose product is annotated as CD63 molecule. Gene Ontology annotation, cellular component: membrane. The transcript is spliced from 8 exons. Bases 89 to 808 code for a protein of 239 amino acids. The record is from RefSeq and is a predicted model, not a curated record. NCBI's taxonomy places the organism in Eukaryota, Metazoa, Chordata, Aves, Passeriformes, Pipridae.
CGGGCCCGUCACAUGAUCGGGGAGCGCUCGGGAAGGACGGCGGGGAACGGGACCGGGAGCGCCGGGAGCACCGGGACCGGGACGGGCCAUGGCGGUCGAGGGGGGGAUGAAAUGCGUGAAGUUCCUGGUUUUCUUCUUCAACUUCAUCUUCUGGGUGUGCGGCGUGGCCCUGAUCGCCAUCGGCAUCUACGUCCAGGUGGCCCUGGGUAAGGCCCUGGUGGUCAGCGGUGGCUCCUCGGCCGGGACCCCGGUGGCCAUCCUGGUCCUGGGCGUCAUCAUCUUCUUCAUCUCCUUCUUCGGUUGCUGCGGCGCCUGGAAGGAGAGUUACUGCAUGGUCACCACGUUCGCCGUCCUGCUCAGCAUCAUCUUCCUGGUGGAAAUCGCCGCCGCCAUCGCCGGAUACGUCUUCAAGGACAAGGUGAGGUCGGUGCUGAAGGAGGGGCUGCAGGAGGCCAUGAACAAGUACGAGGAGGACCCGACAUUGACCGAAGCGCUGGACGAGCUCCAGAGGAAAUUCAAGUGCUGCGGGGCCAACAACUACACGGACUGGGCCAACAUCAAGCAGUUCCAGGCCAACGACACCGUGCCCAGGUCGUGCUGCCGCAUCAACACCACCACCUGCAACGUCCACCCCAGCCCUGAGACCGUCUAUGAGGAGGGCUGCCAGGAGAGCAUCGAAGCGUGGAUGAAGAAGAACAUCCUGAUCGUGGCCGCGGUGGCUCUGGGCAUCGCCUUCUUCGAGAUCCUGGGCAUCAUCUUUGCCUGCUGCCUCAUGAGGGGCAUCCGCAGCGGCUACGAGGUCAUGUAGCCACCCCGACACCCCCAAGGGGGCUCUGGGGUCCUGGGGGGUCCCCCUCGGCUCUGCUGGGGCAGGGUCCAUGUGCCAACCCCCCCCCGGGGGUCCCUCAGGGCCAGGAGGUGUCCCCAGGUGUGGAAAUAAAGAGAAAAAGCUUCUGUAG